CAGGUCGCCAGUCUGUCGCAGACACGGCAUGUAAACUCAAAAUAACUGAACGUUCUGUCAAUCUAAUUAAUGGAAUGUUUUACUAAAGUUACAUUUUAAACUGAAGAUGUUAAAGCGUAAUGUGAAGCAGAAGGAUGCGAGCCUGGAGUUAGUCUGGCUGCUGUCAUAGCUGCUCUUCAGUGCGCAUGCUCCUCCUCUCCUCCCUCCACACGUCGACGCGACCCCGCUCUCCAUCUGACAGCUGGCAGCGCGACAUGCUCAGAACCCGACCUGGAGCUCCCCACCAGCGCAGAUUCGGUUCUGGUCCGAGGGGAAACCGAGCCGCUAGGUUGGAGUCCGAGCAGCUGUCGGGUUGAGCUUCUGGAUCCCAGGCGGCAUGACGCGCUCCUGAUCCCGGCCGGACGCCUUCCUUCCCCCUGUUACAUUUUGGAUCCGUUUGGACAUCCGGAGGCCUGAUCAUGUCUGUUAGAGAGAAGGAGGUCCUGACCAAAGACAGCGUCAGCCUGUUGCCCUGCUUCUAUUUUGUGGAGCUACCCAUCCUGAUCUCAUCUGUGGUCAGUCUCUACUUCCUGGAGUGGACCGAUGUGUUCAAGCCGGUGAAUUCUGGAUAUAACUGCCACGACCGCAGCCUAAGCCUGCCCUACAUCGACCCCAACCACGAGGUCAUCCCGCUGCUGAUGCUGCUUAGCCUGGUCUUCGUUGGACCAGCCAUCACUAUCAUGAUUGGAGAGGCCGUCUUGUUCUGCUGCCUCUCUCGGAGGAAGACUGGCGGUGGAACAGAGGCUAGCAUCAACGCAGCUGGCUGCAAUUUCAACUCUUUCAUUCGCCGAGCCAUCCGCUUUGUUGGUGUUCAUGCGUUUGGCCUGUGUGCGACCGCCCUUAUUACCGACAUCCUGCAGCUAAUGACUGGCUAUCCAACACCCUACUUCCUCACUGUGUGCAAACCCAACUACACCACACUGAACAUCAGCUGUGAUAAGAAUCCCUAUGUGAUAGAGGAUAUCUGCUCAGGAGCAGACUCUGCAGCUAUAAACCAGGGGAGAAAAUCCUUCCCAUCCCAGCAUGCCACACUAGCAUCCUUUGCUGCUGUCUACAUAUCAAUGUAUUUCAACAGCACUCUCACAGACUCAUCCAAGCUGCUUAAGCCUCUGCUGGUCUUCUCUUUUAUUAUAAGUGCCAUCAUUUGUGGUUUGACUAGAAUCAUUCAGUACAAGAACCACGCUGUUGACGUUUAUCUGGGAUUCCUGAUUGGAGGUGCUACCGCUGUGUACCUGGGGGUGUAUGCAGUUGGAAAUUUCCAGUCAAGUGAGGAGCCUAACAGCAGUCCUCCUGUCCUUUUGCACCACCCUUCUUGCACAUUAACACAUGUAAGUCAGGAGGCUGUUCUCCAUCACCUUCAGAUGAAAGCUAGUAUGUCUAGUGAGGCUGGUAUCCCUGCCUCCCACUCUGAAAGCCUGCUUCACCGAGGCAUUCAGCAGCAGAGACCUGAAGACAGCCUAAAGCGCUGGAAUGCUAAUGUGGAAGUGAUGUCGCUCUGCAACCCCCAGAGCAAAGAUGCCAUGAUGAGUUUUAGCCAUACGCUCCCUCGGGUUCACACCCCUCAGGCCAUAGCAGCAUAUGAAGAAGCUGCAAGACGCCAUGCUGCCACUCUCCACCAUGCGUCCAUGGACUCCAGUCGCUCAAAGCAGCUUCUGUCUCAAUGGAAAAGCAAGAACAACAACCAUAAAUGCUCCAUGAUGUCCCCAGACUCCUUUUCCUCCUCUGUCGACUCAUCUUCUGGCCACCUUCCACAUCAUGGCAGCAUCGAGCUACGAUCCAGCUCUGAACCAUCCUCUGUGGGCAUAAAUGGGGGGCUUGAUGCCAGCACAUACAUGUCCAAGCUAUCCACUGGUGCUAGUACCACACUACCAAGUAACUGCAGUGGAAUCACUGGAGGCGCCAGGAUAUCAAUGCAAUCUAGACCUGGGUCUUCACAGUUAGUUCACAUACCAGAGGAAGCACAUGAAAAUUACAACACCACUUCCCAAAGGACAGGAGCAAGUGACAUAACAGUCAACAGUACAGUUCAAGCUAACUGGCAAAGAGCAGCUGAGAAGACUGGAAACAUGCAGAGCACCCAACCACGAAUCAUGCAAGUGAUUGCUAUGUCCAAGCAGCAGGGUCUACUUCAAACCCAUUCCAAAAGCUUAGAUGAAAGCAGCAUGGGUUUUAAUGAUAAUGGAAGUUGCCACGGUAGUACGCGAUACAGGGCAGUCACCGAUCAAGACCCUAUCAGCACCACAGGGCCCAGCUCACUGGGCAGUACCACUGGUAGCAUUUCAGGAAGCACUGGAGCAAUUGUCAGAGUAGAAGCCCACCCAGAAAAUAACAAACCAGUUAUUCAAGCUCCGUCUACAGAUGGAAGUGGAUCUUGGAGGUGGCGAUCGCUGGAUCAUGGCAACAGUUUUGGUGGAAGUACAGGGACUAGCUGUGUUGGUAGUGGGUCAGGUCCUGGGAGUCUCAGGCAGACUGUUGAGCACAAUGAUCAAAGCGUCGACUCGGAGAGUUCAGACUCAGCUCGUGAAGGGUCCGUUGACCGGAAGCCUGGCAAACAUAUUAUUAUUACCACCUCAACUGUUGGAACCCCAUGCAUAGUUACUGUUCACACCCAGAACACUGGCCAGUCAGAGCAAAGGCUCCAUCCUCAGGGCCUUUCCACCAUAAGGGUCACUCCAGGAGAUGGAUGUUGUCCUGGGGCUGGCGGAGGUGGUAACUUAGGGGGAGAGGCAGCUACCGAAAUUCCCUCAGUUGCUUCCAGUCGUGAGUCAACGCUGCGAAGAAAAAGCAAUAAUAUCAUUAUGAUCCCAGAGAGAGCCAACAGUCCUGAUAAUGCUAGGAAUGUUUUCUACAAGGGAACCUCAAUUACUCCUACUUUCAAGGAAUAAAACAGGAUGUGACCGGACUACCAUUUGAAGAAGGCAAACAGAACAUGUGUAUUUUCAGAAAAUUCAAAGAUAUCAAUUCGUAAGAAGUUUAUAUGUAGCAUGGUUCUUGUACACGUUUACACUGAAGCACAACAGUUUGUGAGUUGUUAAAAUAAUCACUGUGUAUUUCUUUGUGGUCACUCCUAUGGGAAUCCUUUUUAUAGAGUUAUAUGUUUUGGACUAAAAAAAAACCCCAACAAAAAACAAUGUGCCAGUCACAUUAAGACAAAAUUGUUGUUUCAUAGCUGUGAAACCAAUGUUUACUUCCCUACAUUGUAAAUACUGUGUAUACUUGAAAGUGGUGCUACACCAGUCAAAACUAUUUACUUUGUAUAAAGCAUUCUGUAUUCUCCAAAUACACCAAUAAUUAUUUUACAAAGAAUUGCAACUAUGGCAAGAAGAAUUUUGUAAUUCUUCUGUCCUGUACAGGUAGCCCAUCUUUAACAGAAUACUGUUGGAACCAUAAGUGAGCUUAGCAUUUAUCAUGUAGCUACAAAGACAAAUUAGAUGUAACUUGCACUAAAGUAAGCAUUUACUGUACGCUGCAUCAUGAGGUUUUAUACAUCUAUCUACAUAUACUACUCACGAAGUGUUAGGGAUAUUUUGCUUUUGGUCAAACUUGUGGAAAAGAUAAAAAUUUCACACAACAAUGAUAUCAUAGCAUGGAAGUAAGAAAGUUUAGAACAGUGAUUUCCCUACCUCACACAGUGUAUUAAAAGAAAAGCCAAGAGUGGUGGGUAUGCAACAAUAAUUAAUGUCGAUGUCUCCAUAAUGUGUCAUGUGACUUGAGCAUUAAUUACAACUUGACAACAAUGUCUCUGACUGUUCACAAGUCAACUUAUAGUCUGUUGUGGCAUGACGUCCCUCUCUUCUUGAAGGGCGACCCUCAGAUCAUUGAGUUUCUGGAAUAUGGAGUUACAAGUCUCUGUACAGCAACUCAGCCGACCCCACAGGUUCUCCACGAGAUUCAGUUCUGGUGGAAAUGUUGGCCACUCCAGUUAUGGUACCCUGGUGUUCAGCAGCUGUUCUUCAAGAAUGCAGCCUUGAUGACCUGGAGCAUUGUCAUCCCUUUGUUUUUUAUCAUUAAUCCAUGACUAGAUUAAAUAUGCUAUUUAAGUUGUAUCAUUUCUGUUAAACGUGAAUAAACUUAUAUCAGAGAAACAUUCCCUGGCCCAUCUAAGACCUGGCCCCUCAGCCUGUUGGUGUGAUCAGUUAUCGUUGCAGGUUGUCACGGACACAGACCACACUGAUGUUAAUGAUUCCUAAUGAUAGGAUGUGGCAUGUGGGAGCCUCUCACCUCUCUUAAAUGUACCAGAAGUUGAAUGGUAUUCAUCAUUCGGUUGUGCUGGGCAUUGUUCACUUCAUAGCAGACGUGGCCAAACAACGUCCACUUUUAAACCUUUCUGUGACUCUGUGACUUCCUGUCUUUCUAUAUCUAUGUUGCAACAUGCUGAUGAUACUGUGACUCUGUAAGCUCAGUGGCCACUUCCAUCUGAGAACAUCCUGUUUGAAGCUUCAAAAUAGAAAUUGUGUUGGUCAAUUGUUAGCUGUUGCUCUGGUCUCAUGAUGUCAAAAUGUCUACAGUAUGUUGAGGAGAACUGUUUUAGUACAAGAAAAAACCAACAACAAACAGUUGAGGUAGGAAAUGUAUUGGUUGAUUCAGGGAUCAAACACCUGUUGUGAAUUUACCCAUUAGAGAACAGUAGGUUGUGCAAAAUGUAUUGAAACAUUGAACAGUUGGAUAUGUGUAUUCAAAGAUUUAGCAAAAGUCAUAUUAAUUUCACCUGGAAAGGUUAUAAUUCAUUCUGAAACUUCAUCUGAAAGUGUAAUAUCCCUAACUUUUUGUAAGUACAUUUGUACAUGAAUGGCAAUCAAUUUUUAGAGCACAUACAGCAGCAAAGCAACACACUAUUUCACCAGUUUUACAACUUCUAAAUGUGUUGAAAGGUUGACAAAAUGUCAGACCUUGGGGUUUUUUUGGAAAGUAUUUGAAAUAUUCCAGUGAAAUCCAUUUUGUGCCCAUGAAUUACCUGAGUCAGUAAGAGUGCAUAAAAAAGACUUACUUCAGUCAGUGUAAAUACAAAAAGCAUUAUCAGAUGAAUAUCUUUUUAAAGGACCAAAAUCUUUGCAAACCAACGCAGCAAUAUGUGAAAAAGGAAUUGUGCGCUUUCUUAAAUCAUACAGUUGCUUACAGUUUCUCCAAACCAGCUACUGCUGGACCUGGACAGCCUUCCACUAGACCUCAGAAAGUGAUUAGGCAGCCAUCAGCUUGUGUCGGGUUAUGCAUCAGGCAACACCACCUUUUAAUACAACUUGACGGCUUUGGAGUGGCCUAGAUUAAGUAUGAAAGUAUUGAAAAUCCUCCAGCCGUUGAAUUAGAAUAAUUCUGUAAAGGAAAGUUGCAAGCAGCUAUAAUGUUUAGGAGCAUUUAUGGUUUCACAUAGGACAAACUUGGAUUGCAUAGCUUGUUUUUCUUUAUAGAUAAAAUAAAUCCUUGUUUGAAAACUGCUUUUUUAUUCACUCAGGUUUGAUUUUCUAAUUCCAAAAACUGCAUAAUCAUCUAUAGCAACUAAUUAUGAGAAAAGCUCCCUUAAAUUACUUAAAUCCCUAUAUACUGAAGCUGCAGUACUUCAGCAUAUAGUGUUUUAGAAAGAGGGAUCUUUUUUGUUCACAAUAUCUAAAUGCUGUAUUCCUCUGUGUACAUCAAUGUAGCAAAAGCACAGAUUGUUUUAAACAACCUAAUGUUGCUUGUGUAGCAGCGUUCAACCAGAGUUUCCUAAAAGAUUUAAACAUAAAGUGGCAAUUUCAAUUAAAAUGCAUUCUGUUGGUUUUUGUUUGUGUAUAGCUGUAUUGGAUUCUCUGUUUUCUUGCUUGACAACCAGGAAUUUAAAUGAACUUUUUGGGGUGAAUGUGGAAUAUUACUGUCAAAAAGAAGUAAGAUAGGUAACAGAAACCUUGAGCAUUGUUCAGAAAAAUCAGCUUUUGCUCCUUUAUGUGUUAGUGAGCUGAACACUGGCAUUGUUCAUCAUUCUUCAGGGUGAAACAGCCCUGAUGCCUUCAGGUUCUCUGGUUCUGACAUUUUUUUAUAAGAGUUAAAGGACAUGGUGGUUCUCUAACCCUUUACCUUCACACUUUAGUGUUCAAUUUCCAGUAGAUUCUACAAUCAUGUCUCAUGCAGUUUUUUGUUAAUUUUUUCUUUUGCUUUUAACAAAAUCCAGCACUUUUUAACUGAUCAUUUGUCUUAUUUUAAAUCACCAGAGCAGUUUUUCUAAAAUUUGUUUAUUUAAUUUUUUUUUUUACAAACUCCAGCAGGAAUGAUUGCUCCAAGAUAAUUGGACUUCAGCAGAGAUUCUUGAGUAUGCUAUGUAAGAAACAGGGGUUUGGAAGAGCAAAGAAAAAAAUCAGUCAAGCUGACCAAAUCAUUUUAGGGGUAAAGUGAACCCCCUUUAUUUGUGAGGGCUUAGGGACCAUCACUGCCUAAAAUCUGUGAAAACUUGAAACCCCCUCUAACAGAGCUUAGAACUGCCUACUUUAGAACACCAAAUAAACCUUGAUAUGCAUAAAAUGUAUUGCACUCAUGGAUUGGCUGCUUUGCAGUUACCAGCCAGUGAUGUGUAAAGUAUCACUGUUGGUAAGUUUUUUUAAUUGUCCUUUAGAACUAAUAAAGUCAUGUAUCCAGCAGUGUAUAAAUUGUACCAUGGGCUGUCAGUCAGAUUGGAGCAUGCUCUGAGUUGUUGACCUGCUCCAUCAUCACCUUCUGUCUCAGCCUUACAUCUCUGGAAGACAUCUGUUAAUUUCCCUAUGAACAGUUUCUCAUUAUUGUCUGCCACCAAUUUUAACUUUUGCAGAUUUCUGGUGACCUCGGGAUCUUAUUACACUUAUGCAAGUAUAUUCCAAAUCUCCAAUGUGUAUGUUGACAAAUUCUUAAUGAUUACCUUAAUAUUAAACAAUCAAUCAAUACCAACUUUUUUAUUGACCCUCUUAAUUGAAGCUCAGUUAUUUUGGGGAAGAUACAUAAAACACCACUUUUAAGUUGUAUAUUAUUGCUUUUCACAUUUACUUUAGUGAUAUUUAGAACAUUUUUCUUCAAAAUAUCAACUUGAAGAGAAUUUAUAACUAAAUUAUCUUUAUAACUCUCUUCAAGUUGUAAAUUCUUGAAGAGAAUUUAUAACUAAAUUAUCUUCAAGUUCCUGGUUGUACAGUACUAAAACAAAGACUAUCAUAUUUGUUUUAGUCUCUGUUAGUUUGGUGCUUUGAUUUUGUUUUGUGCCAAAUGGUACUUUGUGAAUUUUCUGACAAAAUAAAUGUUUAUUAUUAAAUGUUUAUGUAAUUAAAAAAAACAUACACACACACUUUUGGUAUUUUAGAAUUUGUUACAAAAAGAAACUGGGACAACUGUUUCUUGUCAUAUUGUGAUAUGGCAAGAUGUACCAAAGUCUGGUUUUUCUCACAUCAGAACAUUUGUGUAGCAAAUUUUGUAACCCCAGAAACAUUAUAAGCAUGUUUUUUUAUUAUAUAAAACAGUAGAAUUUAGUCAUACUAUAAUCAUAUAUCAUCAUGUUUCUUCUCUGUCUCUGACUGUCAUAAGGCAAGCUUUGUAUCUAGGUACAGUACUCUGAUUAUUGCUUAUACAGUUGUCACUGUAUAUGAUGACUAUGUGAAAUGUGUACAUAUUCAAGAAAAUUGCAGGAAGUAGUCUUGAACGUCAAGACAAUUUCUCAGUAAGGAAAUAAUUAUUUACUAAGCAGUCCAAAAUAGUUUACAUAUGAAACUUCAUGUCAUAUUAUUACUUCAUUUAAUGGUCUGGCUGCUCUGUUAAAGUUCACCUCAGAAUCAUUUUACUUCUCAUUUUUGAAAAGUGCCAAGAGAAGUCACUCCACCUGUCUGCAAUGUGAAACACACAAAGCUGGCAGAAGUUCAGCUUUUAUAAAAAACUAAAUUAGAACAGCAUCUUUCAACUCUUUCUUUUCACUUUGUGUCUCUUGUGAUUGUUCGGGUACAUAUAAUAUGUGAUGAAAAGGGGAACAGGUUACAGAGUAGUAGAUAAUAAGUAAAUAAGGUUUUCUCUUAUGGCCACAAAGACCUACUUACCCUGUUUGUUGCUCCCAGCACCAGCCUCAAUACUUAUUCAUGGUGUGGCUUUUGAUAUUUACUGGAGUAGAUUUUAUGACGUGAAAAAUCUAUAAAUGUGUUAUUCUUAAAAAGUAUAUUUCCUACAAACUUUGAUACUCUAGUCAUCUUGAAAAAAAUUAUUUGGAUCCAAGCCUUAAUGUUCUAAACACUCCAUAUAGCAUAAUGUUUGAGUUCACUGAAAAAGCACACAUUGUUUUACAGUUAGAAGAAGAAAAAAAAAAACAACAGAUCUGAUUUUCUGUACUUUCUAGAAGUCAGUGGAAUCCAAAAGUGAAGCGUGACACUUAUCCAGAUGCUGAAACUGUGGAUAGAGAAUCUUUGCAUGUGUAGACUAAUGUGCCGUCUCUGGAUGAACAAUAAAUGUUUUCUGAUUCUGUC
Molecule: messenger RNA, 8474 nt
Organism: Poecilia reticulata (guppy)
Lineage: Eukaryota; Metazoa; Chordata; Actinopteri; Cyprinodontiformes; Poeciliidae
Gene: plppr4b
Product: phospholipid phosphatase related 4b
Biological process (GO): phospholipid dephosphorylation; phospholipid metabolic process; signal transduction
Cellular component (GO): plasma membrane
Molecular function (GO): phosphatidate phosphatase activity
Source: RefSeq, a predicted model, not a curated record